Cylindrotheca closterium is the source of this 675-nucleotide messenger RNA. Lineage: Eukaryota; Bacillariophyta; Bacillariophyceae; Bacillariales; Bacillariaceae. The record is from the annotation of a GenBank genome assembly.
AUGAUGGCAUUCAAACCGUCUCACCCUAAUGGCAGCGACGAUCCACUGUCAAAGGCAUUCAAGCAUACUGGUUAUGGAAAAGGAACGCCCUUGCUUCACUCGACUUUUGUGCUGCACUAUCAACACGAUAGUGAAAAGGAGCCACUGCAUGUGUUUGACAAGGAUGAAAUGUGUUUAGACUUCUUGGAUAGUAUUCUGGAACAGUGCGCACCGUCUUGGGAGGGAUUGGUAACUUUCAGCAACGCAAAGCAAGACAGGCAAUCCCACUUAUCAAGGCCAGGAGAAGGGCCAACUUUGAAGGGCACCCGCUCAAAGAAUCAACAAAACAGGGUCAAGCCAAGAUGCGAGAAAAAACAAGGCGCAAUGAUGCUGGACUAUAUCUAUGUGAUGAAAAGUGUCCCGACACAGGGCGUUACUGUCAAAAGUCAGACAAGGCAGAAGAUGAUGCAGGUGAUCGAUCCUGUGGACAAUGGGCUCAAAUUUUUCUCAGCCAAGGCUCACUUACAAUCAAAUGGAGGUCUUCUGAGCAAGGUGCAGAUUGCUUUGUGGCAAAGCCAAGAAGUGAGCAAACAAGAGAAGAGGAAGAAGCCAAGUGGUGAAGCUAGGAAAAAGUCGCUUGAAACUCAUCUGGAGAAAUUCAUGAAGUUUUCCCAAUUAAAUCUUACGAAUUACUAG